Messenger RNA from Fonsecaea nubica, 975 nucleotides. RefSeq lists its product as hypothetical. The record is from RefSeq and is a predicted model, not a curated record. The transcript is spliced from 2 exons. NCBI's taxonomy places the organism in Eukaryota, Fungi, Ascomycota, Eurotiomycetes, Chaetothyriales, Herpotrichiellaceae. The coding region runs from base 1 to 975 and encodes 324 amino acids.
AUGAUUGCCGAGCCCGCGCCGGAGAUCAAGGUCGUGGAGUAUGAGUACUCUGAGACUCAGCUGGAAGACUGCCUCAAGACCCUCGCCCGAGAUGGGGGAGUCAUUCUUCGAAACGUCCUGCCAAAAGACGUGCUUGACCAAAUCGAGCGAGAUCUGAGACCGUCUUUUGACGCCGACGUGCCUUAUGCCAACGAGAGGUCCUUCCCCAAGGAGACGCGACGUGCCAAUGGUCUGAUCGCAAAGUCGGAAACGUUUGUCAAACACAUUGUCGCCAACAAGCUGUACCAAGAUAUCUGCACAGAGUACCUGACCAAUGUACACAAAUCUUGGUGGGGCGAUGCUGAGCUCACCUCGAAGUCACUACCCAUUCUUGACGCGACGACUUGUUUCUCUGUCGGCCCGGGUGCGAAAGACCAACCUCUUCACCGGGACUGCAUGAUUCAUCACAACGUUCUUCCAGAGAUCACCGUGGCCGAAUACAAGCCUGGCCGCGACCAUACAAUCGACUUUUUCAUUGCUGGAACCAAGACGACCAAGGCGAAUGGUGCUACGAGGUUUGUCCCUCGGUCGCAUUUGUGGGGCAUGGAGCGAAGGCCAUGUCCGGAAGAAGCCGUCUACGCCGAGUUGAACUUGGGUGAUGGGUUCAUCAUGCUGGGUAGUUGCUUUCACGGGGGAAGUGCCAACACUACCGCCGACGAAGAACGUCUUGUUUAUGGUGCUUUCAUGACCAAGGGGAUCAAUCGCACAGAGGAAAAUCAAUUCCUAGCCAACAAACUCGAACACAUCAAACGGUAUGAUGCUGAGAUUCAACGCCUGGCCGGAUUUGGGUUGAGCCAUCCGAGUCUAGGAUGGGUGGAUUUCAAGAAUCCCAAGUUCCUGAUCACGGACGAUCCUGCAAAGUAUCCCCCAGGAUACAUGGAAGAUGCCUACCUUACCGAGGUUGUAGACCACGGGGAGCAGAUACGUCAUGCAUGA